AUGUAUCCGCGCUCGCAGACCGACUUCACAUUCCGUUGCAUGUUUCCUAACUAUCAUGAUUGGGACAUCGCGUACACUCCAAGGGGCCUUCUCAAGCGAAGAAUCCAGCAAGCGUUGAGCUAUGCUGUUCUCGCUGCUAUUGUAGCUUGCGUUGCGAUUGCAAGAGUAUCGGGCAUUGGGCUCGUGGGUCUGGCCAAGGGUACUCUGUCGAGUCUCUUGACUUUCUUGGAGUACCGGGCCAUUUCUUGCAGGGAGAGAUUGGACCAGUAUCUUCAGAACUGA
Letharia columbiana is the source of this 282-nucleotide messenger RNA. RefSeq lists its product as uncharacterized. The record is from RefSeq and is a predicted model, not a curated record. NCBI's taxonomy places the organism in Eukaryota, Fungi, Ascomycota, Lecanoromycetes, Lecanorales, Parmeliaceae. The transcript is spliced from 2 exons. The coding region runs from base 1 to 282 and encodes 93 amino acids.